Gekko japonicus is the source of this 2517-nucleotide messenger RNA. Its product is annotated as vomeronasal type-2 receptor 26-like. Gene Ontology annotation, cellular component: membrane. Gene Ontology annotation, biological process: G protein-coupled receptor signaling pathway. NCBI's taxonomy places the organism in Eukaryota, Metazoa, Chordata, Lepidosauria, Squamata, Gekkonidae. Bases 1 to 2517 code for a protein of 838 amino acids. Gene Ontology annotation, molecular function: G protein-coupled receptor activity. The record is from RefSeq and is a predicted model, not a curated record. The transcript has 6 exons.
AUGAUGCUACUUGUUGCCUCCGUGUUAGUGCUGCUGGUGCAGGUCGUGUGCAAAUCUUCUUUUCAAUGCUCCACCAGUCGCCCACCUCCUAUUGUUCACAAGUAUUAUCAAUCAGGAGACCUUCUCAUUGCUGGAAUCAUCAGUUAUGUGUUUAAGUUUUCUGAUUCUGUCAAAUUUGAAGUGCAUCCCUCUCCCAGUUCCUCAGAUUCAAUUGUCUAUUUUAGUCCAAGCUUGACCUAUCAUGCUGCAAUGGAACUUCUCUCCACUAAGGGGAGGCUCAUUCCUAACUACAAGUGUGAUAAUCAGAACAACUUAGUUGCAGUUUUGGAAGGACCUAACUCUAAUUUGUGUUUUUAUGUGGCAGACAUUCUGUGCCCUUUCAAGAUUCCACAGCUCCUCUAUGGCUCUGCUCCAGCCAUGACCAACAAAAAUGAAGCAGCUUUCCUGUACAAGAUGUUCCCCAGUUGGGCCAAUCAGUACACGGGGAUUCUGAAAUUACUGCUUUAUUUCAGAUGGAUAUGGGUUGGAGUGAUCUAUGUGGAUGAACAUGAGCAGCAAUUUGUCGAGGAGGUGCUUCCCAUCUUUUCUAAGUGUGGUAUCUGCUUUGAUUUUAUAGAAAGGUUUCCAGCAAUCACUUUUUUAACUUCUUUAUCUGAAAAGGUAGUCGGAAACAAUGACUUAUCGACACUUGUCAUGGAAAGCACAGCCAAAGCAGUGGUGGUACAUGGCGAAAUUCAAACCAUAAUAGUUUUGCGAUUCUUGCUGAGGGCUGCAGAAUUUAAAGAGAUACCCAUGAGGACAAAAGCCAAAGUCUGGAUUCUGACAGCCCAGGUGGAUUUCACCUCAAUUGCAGUUCAAAGAACCUGGGACUUAGACUUCAUCCAUGGUGCUUUAUCCUUUGCAGUUCACUCCAGGGAGGUGUUAGCAUUUGGGCAGUUUCUUCGGGCAAGAGACCCUGCCUCUGAAAAAAAAGAUGGCUUCAUUGGGGACUUCUGGAAACAGGCCUUUAGCUGUUCACUCCCUGGUACCACAGGAGCUAUGAUUGAUGAAGACAUCUGCACCGGGGAGGAGAAGCUGGAGAGUCUUCCUGGGUCUGUCUUUGAAAUGAGCAUGACCGACCACAGCUACAGCAUCUACACUGCUGUCUAUGUGGUGGCACAUGCAUUACAUGCCAUGUAUUCGUCCAUGCUCAACCACAGAACACUGGCAUAUGGAGGGAGAAAAAAGCUUCUGAAUCAACAGCUGUGGCAGUUCCAUGGAUUUUUGAAAAGGGUGUCAUUCAACAACAGUGCUGGGGACCUGGUUUCCUUUGAUCAAAAUAUGGAAAUGGUGGCUGGACUUGAUAUUAUCAACUGGGUCACAUUUCCCAACCAGACCUUUCUCAGAGCCAAAGUUGGAAGGAUUGACCCCAAAGCUCCCGAAGACAAAGUGCUCACCAUUCAUGAAGAUGCAAUCAUUUGGCCCCACAUGUUUAACCAGGUGCAGCCUCUUUCUCUGUGCAAUGACAGAUGCCAUUCAGGCCACAAUAAGAGAACAAAAGAAGGGAAGCCAUUCUGCUGCUAUGAUUGCUUUCCAUGUCCAGAAGGGAAGAUUUCAAACCUGGAGGAUACUAAUGACUGUUUUCAGUGCCCAGAAGAUCAAUAUCCAAAUACUAAUAAGGACUUAUGCCUGCAAAAACCUAUAAGUUUCUUGUCUUAUGAAGAACCUGUGGGGAUCACCUUGGCCAGUUCUGCGCUUUCCUUCCCUUUUAUGGCAGCUUUGGUGCUUGCUGUCUUCAUUAAGAACCAGGACACUCCCAUAGUCAAAGCCAACAACCGGAAUCUCUCCUACCUUCUCCUCGUCUCCCUCCUGCUCUCCUUCCUUUGCGCAUUGCUAUUCAUCGGCCGACCUGAGAAGCUGUCGUGUCUCCUUCAACAAACUACUUUUGGCAUUAUCUUCUCCGUGGCCAUUUCUUGUUUGUUGGCCAAGACCAUCAUUGUGGUUCUAGCUUUUCUAGCCACCAAACCAGGCUCCAGGAUGAGAAACUGGGUGGGGAAACAACUGGCCAGCUCCAUUGUUCUUUGUUGCUCUUUUCUUCAAACAACUAUUUGUACAAUGUGGUUAGUAACGUCUCCUCCAUUCCCAGAUUUUGACAUGCACUCAAUGACUGAAGAAAUGAUUCUGAAAUGUAAUGAAGGGUCGGUCACCAUGUUUUACUCUGUCUUGGGCUACCUGGGCUUCCUGGCCACUGUCAGCUUCACUGUAGCUUUCUUAGGUAGGAAGUUACCUGAUAGUUUUAAUGAAGCCAAGUUCAUCACCUUCAGCAUGCUGGUCUUUUGCAGUGUUUGGCUGACCUUUGUUCCAACCUAUCUGAGCACAAAAGGAAAAUACAUGGUGGCUGUGGAGGUCUUCUCUAUCUUAGCCUCCAGUGCUGGCUUGCUGGCUUGCAUAUUUUUCCCUAAAUGCUAUAUUAUUGUUAUGAGGCCGAAACUGAACACCAAGGUUCAAAUUAUGAGAAGACCAAAUGAAAGAAUAUAA